CAUGGAUGAGGGUUUAGGAGAGGCCCAAAAAAAUGGAAGAGGCCCAAAAAAUGAGGCCUAAUUUAUGACACGAAAGCUGUUCCAAUUAUAUGGAAAGCUGCAAAUGAAUGUCAAGGCCGAAUCCAUAUUCUCCAAUAAAGGUGUGAGACAGCAAAGAUAUCACUGACGUGUUUGUAUGGACAUGACCUUGACAUGUCAGCUUGGCCAAAUCUUAAAUUUGAGUUGAGAGAUUUAGUUGCCCACCAAACGACUCUGGUCAACGGCAAACGAUUCUGUAGCAAAGAAAACCAGUUGAACACACAAAGGAAGCAAAAAGCUGGACAACUGGAAAUCAACAAGGCAGAGUAGUAUACAAGGAGAUCCAUAUCCAGACAUAAGGUAUGCAUCUGAAUAUACUAAGUUCAAGAACUAGUGUUGAAUAUAUACAAACUUGACCGAGGGGAAGGCCUAACACCCAACAGGCAACAAGGUUGAAGGUCUUUUGCCAGGUGUAUUCAAGCGCAAAAUUGGAACUGAGGGGAACAACCUCUCGUAGGCAAGGAGGGAAGACUUUCACCGUCUAACAACUAUUAUUCUUAACUCCUCAUUAAGGAGAAAAUGACAGAGAUUAUACUAACCUCUGUCAUUGACAAGCUAGUUCAGCUUCUAAUAGAAGAAGCUCAACUCUUCAAAGGAGCACAUAAAGAAGUCAUGAAUCUAAAGAAUGAACUGGAGCUCAUCAAUAGUCUAUUUAAAGAUGCUGAUACAAAAAAAUGGGUUACAAGAGAACAGAGUGAGAGCUUCAGAGCUUGGUUCAAACAACUAAAGGAAGUAGCUUAUCACAUAGAAGAUGUCAUAGAUGAAUACCUUCUUCAUAUGGCAAAUCACCAUUACCGUAGUCGACGUGGAGCAUUCCUCAGUUUCCUCCAUAACAUUUCUCAUAAAAUCAAGGCUUUGAAAUUGAGCUACAACAUGGCAUCUCAGAUUCAAAAUAUUCAAGCAUCCUUACGUAAAAUCAAGGAUAGAGGUGAAACAUAUGGUUUGAGCCCCUUUGAUCAACAAGGAGUAGUUAGCAGAGGGAUGAAAGAUGAUAAACAAUAUCAUCAUGACCCUCGAUUGAGUGCCUUAUUUGUUGAGGAAAAUGAACUCUUAGGCUUCGAUACCAAAAGAGAUGAUCUGGUGAGGAUGUUGGUUGGAGGAGAUUCUAUGCGAACGGUAAUCUCAUUGAUAGGACAAGGGGGGAUAGGAAAGACCACUCUAGCUAAGAAGGUCUAUGACAAUGAAGACGUUAAAGCAAGAUUUGAUUUGCAAGCUUGGAUUAGUAUUUCUCAAUCAUACAACAUAAAUAAGAUACUAAAGAGCAUUGCAAUGCAGAUCUGCCCUGCAGCAUUAACAGAGUGUAUUAUGGAUGAAACGGACAUAUUGCCAAAGUUGAUUAGUAUUCUUAGACAAUGCCUGGAAACAAAGAGAUAUAUGAUUGUUUUUGAUGAUAUAUGGGACAUAAAUUUUUGGAAUGUUAUGAAACUUGCAUUGCCGAGCAACGACAAAGGGAGCAGGAUAAUUAUCACAACAAGAAAUGAUAAUGUUGCUGCUUGUUGUAAGGAAAAUUCAUGUGAUUUUGUCCUAAAAAUAGAACCUCUGUCUCAAGAAAUGGCAUGGGAAUUGUUCUGUAAAAAGGCAUUUCGUUUUGAGUUUGAGAUGCGUUGUCCUCGAGAAUUAGAGGAAUUGUCUCUUAAAAUUGUUAAGAAAUGCCAAGGCUUGCCACUUGUAGUUGCGACUAUCGGUGCUUUACUCUCAACCAAAGAGAAGGUUGUGUAUGAAUGGCAAAAGCUUCAUGAUAGUCAUGAAUCUGAGUUUGAAACCAAUCCUUACCUUUCGAGUAUCCAAGAAAUUUUUUCACUCAGUUAUGAUGACCUCCCAUACUAUCUCAAAUCUUGCUUCUUAUACUUCGGUAUGUUUCCUGAAGAUCAUGCCAUUGAGAAUUGGACAUUAUGCAGAUUGUGGAUUGCUGAAGGUUUUGUUCAGAAACAGAGAAGCAAAACCUUGGAACAAGUUGCAGAAGAAUAUUUAAACGAGCUCAUAAACAGGAACUUAAUUCAGACUUGGGUAGAAUUUUAUGCAUCAACUAAAUUGUGUCGAGUGCAUGAUCUGAUGCAUGAAAUAAUCUUAUCAAGGGUCAAUCAAUUUGGCUUUUGUCAAAGCGUUGGUCGCCACGAGAAUGACUUGAGGUCUAGAGAGAAAUUUCGUCGUCUAUCAAUUCAUAACACUACAAAAAAUGUUCUCCAGAAUGUAGAAGACCUUCGAGGAGUUCGAUCUGUUUUUCUUUUCAACAUUGAUAAAUUAGAAGAUAUUAAUGUUGAUUUGAUUAAGAAAUUCAAGCUUUUGAAAGUGUUACAUUUUUCUAAUUCUCCUCUUUGUUAUCUCCCCAAAGAAGUGGGGAAGUUAUCUCACUUGAAGUACAUAUCUUUGAGGAAUACAAGAAUAAAGACGCUACCAAAAUCCAUUGGUAGGCUACAAAGUUUACAGACAUUGGACAUUAGAAAUACUUCUAUAUUGGAUUUGCCAAUCGAAAUCAACAAUCUUCAAAAUUUACAAUGUAUUGUGGCGUUCUCCAGUAGUUUUGAAGUUGAGCACAGUUUGAAGGCAAUGGAAGGAGUGAAGAUACCUGAAGGGAUUGGAUGUUUAGAAGAUUUACAAACACUUCUAUUUGUGGAUGCCUAUCGAAGCGGGACAAAUGCCAUUAAAGAGCUUGAGAACUUGAAGAAAUUGAAGAUGUUGGGUAUUACAAAUUUGAGUGCUGAGACAGGAAAGACUUUAUGUCCCUGCAUUGAGAAGAUGAGCCAUCUUGAUAUGCUAUGUGUAUACUCUAUCAAUGAAGAUGAAGUUUUAGAUGUUCAGCACAUUUCAUCUCCUCCUUGUUUCCUAACUCAACUUUUCCUGAUGGGCAAGUUACUGAAAUUGCCAGAAUGGAUUAAGAAGGUUCAAAAUCUUCGCAGACUUGCAUUGAAUUUCUCGAGGCUAACGGACGAUCCAUUAAAAGUACUAAAACAUUUGCAUUAUCUAGAAUUUCUAGAUAUUCACGGAGCAUAUGAAGGAGAGGAGUUGCAUUUUCAGGAGGGAAGUUUCCAAAAACUCAAGCAACUUACUUUAGAGAAGUUGUAUAGAUUAAAGGUGUUGAAAAUAGAUGAAGGAGCAUUGCCUGUUCUAGAAAAGCUGUUCAUCGGACCUAUUCCACUAAUGAAGGAGGUUCCAUCGGAUAUCAAACACUUGGAGGAAUUAAAGUUUCUUAAAGUUUAUGACAUGCCUAAAGAAUUUGUGCUCGGAAUGCAGCCAGAUGGAGGCAGAGAUUAUUGGAAAGUUAAGCAUGUGGCAUGUGUUAUUUUCGGCUAUACAGUUGUAGCUCGAAAGUUUGAGAGUUACAAACUUGGUGACUCAGAAUUAUUGCAACGUUUGCAAGGAUGAAGAUGAUGAUGCUUAUAUUUCAUUGGAGUUUUACAGAUGGUGAUCAGCGGUGGGAUUUUUUUAAAAACAAAGGUUGACGGUGGUGAUCUGAAUGUUCAGCAAAACAAGAUGAGAUCAUUUUAGAGGAAUAAAAGUGUCUAUUUGAUGCUGUUUUAGCUGAUUGCUCUUAAUUUAGCUUGCAUGUUUUUUCUUUUUCUUUUCCUCUCUCUCUUUUUUUUUUUUUUGGCUUAAUGUAAACAGACUAGAAAGCGAAGAAAAUAAUUUCCUGCUGGUCUUAAUGGAGGACUUUACGUUGAAAUCCAGAGUUGCUCCUGAUUAAGGUUUUCCUAAUGAACAUUUCUGCCCGAAAGGCCAUCAUCCUUUUGGAGGAUUGUGGGUUUUUAUCCAUUUGAAUUAUAUUCAUAACUUGGAAUAAAAAGUUUAAAUAUUUUAUGAAUAGUAUAUUUUCAUA
Molecule: messenger RNA, 3892 nt
Organism: Ziziphus jujuba (common jujube)
Lineage: Eukaryota; Viridiplantae; Streptophyta; Magnoliopsida; Rosales; Rhamnaceae
Product: disease resistance protein RPM1-like
Exons: 3
Coding region: 598-3441 (947 amino acids)
Biological process (GO): defense response to other organism
Molecular function (GO): ADP binding
Source: RefSeq, a predicted model, not a curated record